Molecule: messenger RNA, 3853 nt
Organism: Periophthalmus magnuspinnatus
Lineage: Eukaryota; Metazoa; Chordata; Actinopteri; Gobiiformes; Gobiidae
Gene: atxn2
Product: ataxin 2
Biological process (GO): cytoplasmic stress granule assembly
Cellular component (GO): cytoplasmic stress granule
Molecular function (GO): RNA binding
Source: RefSeq, a predicted model, not a curated record
CCGCUGUUUUUUGUCCCUUUCAGACUGUUUUGGUCUUUUCGCUGUUAGCAACGGAAAGAACCUGAGAUAGCUACAAACCCAAUUAUAUAUUAUAUACAUUUUUGUUAGCUUUACACGGCAAAUCGACAAAGGGGUACUAACCCAAUGUUUCGUUCGGACAACAUAUUGGCGCGUGUUGUCUUUUUAAAUAUAUAUAUUUUUCUGUUUUAAUAGGCAUUGUACAGAUUGCUCAUUGAGCUAGCAACUGUUAGCCCGCUAUCUUAUUAGCAUAGCAUAUCAUCUUCCUCCGAGGCACGUUGACUUUAGCCUACUAGCAAGUCAGAUUUCGAGAUUGCUAACAUCAGCAAGCUGUCACAUAGCUGUACAUCUUUUUGCGGCACAGAUUGUUUAAUACGGUUUCUUUUAUGGGAUCAUCAUGUCAAUGAAGGCCGGUGGAAAUCGCAGUAAGCCCGGCGGUGGCAGCGGUGCUGGUACCACCUCCGGAGCCGGAGGAAGCGGCGGGGGAAGGCAGAGUCUUGGAAGGGGGCGACACAGUGGCAAAGGUCCUUCAUCUGUUUGUUUCAAUGGUGUGUAUGCCAAUAUGAGGAUGGUCCAUGUCCUGACCUCAGUAGUGGGGACCAAGUGUGAGCUGAAAGUCAAAAAUGGAACGGUUUAUGAAGGAGUUUUUAAAACCUAUGGGCCGGAGUGUGACCUGGUCCUAGAUGCUGCCCACAGAAAGAGCACAGAGCCAAACACAGGUCCCAGAAAAGAGGACAUUGUGGAGAGCAUCAUUUUCAAAGCCUCAGACGUCGUAGUUGUGUCCUUCAAAGAUGUGGACUUGAAUUUCGCCCGCAAAGACAACUUCACAGAUUCAGCUGUAAGUGGAAGAAUCAAUGGUGAACACAAAGAGAAAGACUUGGAGCCUUGGGACGGAGGCGAGACUCACCACUCUGACAGCCUGGAGUCUUUGGACACCGACGUGUCAAACGGCUGGGAUCCCAACGACAUGUUUAAGUUCAAUGAAGAAAAGUAUGGUGUUCUGUCCACAUACGACAGCAGCCUCUCAACUUACACGGUUCCUCUCGAGCGGGACAACUCCGAGGAGUAUUUGAAACGGGAGGCUCGGGCCGCGCAGCUGGCAGAGGAGAUUGAGGCCAGUGCCACGUAUAAGGCUCGUGUGGCUCUGGAGAAUGACGAGCGCACAGAGGAGGACAAAUACACAGCUGUGGUCCGAGGGGAGAGAGACGGACACGCAUUAAGCAGAGAGAGUAAGUACAUUCCUCCAGGCCAGAGGAACAGAGAGGCCAUGUCCUGGGGGCCGGGCCGACAGAACUCACCUCGUCUUAGUCAGAACUCAGGAGGACCCCCGACCCCUCGCUCCGGACCACACGACUACAGCCCCAGUGCCAGCUCUGACCAGAGGGUGGUCAAUGGAGGUUCAUCCCACUGGUCUUCCUCACCCUGUCCGUCUCCCUCUCGUUACCCGCCCGGCCCCUCCUCUCUCCCCCCUCGGGCAACCACACCCACCCGGCCGCCCUCCAGACCUCCCUCUAGACCUUCUAGACCUCCCUCUCACUCAUCCCACUCUUCCUACCCCUCUUCCGCAUCAUCCUCUUUUUCUCAUCAUGGGCCCACGUCGCCAGCCUCUACUUUGCCCAAACGCAUGUCUUCAGAAGGUCCACCUCGAAUGUCUCCUAAGUCCCAGAGAACUCCUCGCACUCACAGAGGACCUCCCUGCCGGACCCCUGGAGUGCCCCCUGGGUUGGAGUUAAUUUCCCACAAUGCCCCUGUAGAGGUCCCUGCUGCUCCACCAACACGAAGCAGCUCGGGAGGAACCUGGUCUUCAGUCGUUAGUGGAGCUCACAGGCCCCGCUCACCUCGACAAAACAACAUGAGUGGUGCGUCUCCUGGUUCUUCGACUCUUCCAUCCCCUCAGACAGGAACUGUUCCCAUAGAAACCACAGGAACGCCAUCCGCUUCCUCGCCCACUGCUGCUAGCCCUGCCCCCAACAUGAUCCCCUCCUCCGAUGGAAAAGAUUGUCGAGUUCAGGAGACGAGACAAACGUCGCCCACUGCCAACAAGGAGAACAUCAAGCCCUUGGAAAGCUCCCCUAGUAUCUCUAGACCAGUCUGUAAAGGACCUCCCUCUAUGGCACCAGAUCACAGAAAGCAGAUAGACAAUUUAAAGAAAUUUAGUGUAGAUUUUAGGUUGCAGCCUAGUUCAAACCCAGACCCUUCAUUUGAACAGAUGAUGACCAAGGGCCCCAGAGAUUCAGUAGACAAGCCCAAAGACCUACCCCUAGACAAAGCUUCCGCAGCGGGGAGAGAGGCCUCAGAGGACGGGGUGGUGGUCAUCACUCCCGGAACUCCCGGAAGUAGCGCGGCUCCGUCCAGCACCUCCAAUAGCAGCAAACCAGGAAGUCCGGCCGCCCUGUCGCCCUCUCCCUCUGCUCCAGACUUGAAGAGGGCGGGACUGGACAUGAGCGUUCAGACCACACCUACGUCUGCAUACAGCGGAGCCAAGCACGAGGAUAAAGAGGAGAAAAAGGAGGCUGUGCAGGAUCAAGUGAGAAAAUCAACCCUGAACCCAAAUGCCAAUGAGUUCAAGCCCAGGUUCAAUGCACAGCCUAAACCGGCCAACACCCCAACCCCACCUCGGCCUCAGGGGCAGCCUAGCCCCUCCAUCGUGGUGCCACAGCCCCCCACCGUUUAUGGCCAGACGGUCUGCUUCCCCCAAAUGUACCCGCUCACCCCUGUCAGUCCUGGAGUUCAGUCUCCUAUGUACCAGCUUCCGAUCUCUCACAUGACAGUCAGCCAGUCCAAACCCUACAGACCAGUUCCCAACAUGCCCCAGCAGAGGUCAGAGCAGCACCACGCUCCGGGUACUCCCACCAUGAUGCACUCAGCCACAGCGGCCGGACCCCCCAUCAUGGCCACUAGCCCUGCCUACUCGGCCCAAUACUUCACCUGCUCCCCUCAACAGUUCACCAGCCAGCCCCUGGUGCAGCAGAUGCCCCACUACCAGUCCCAGGCGCAGCACGUGUUCAGUCCGGUGAUGCAGGGCAGUGCCAGGAUGAUGGCCCCGCCCACCCACGGGCAGCCCUCCAGCUCCCAGUAUCCAGAGCAGACACACACCAUGUAUGUGUCCCCAGGCCCCAUGCCGCAGCAGUACACGCACCACAGCGCCACCCUGCACCCCCACCCGCAGCACCCCCAGCCCUCGGCCACGCCCACAGGACAGGGCCAACAGGGAGGACCACCUCAGCACACCGGACCCCCAAACCACCCAGCCGCCAGCCCAGUGCAGCACCCACAACACCCACAGGCAGCAGCAGCAGCCGCAGCCCUGCACCUGGCCAACCAGCCUCAGCAGCAGAUGUACUCGGCUCUGGCCCCCACCCCCCCCUCCAUGACCCCCGGCCCAAACCCUCAGUCCCCCCAGGCCUCGUUCCCCUCCGCCCAGCAGACCGUGUACCUCCACCCCACACAGGUGCAGCACGGCUACAACCCCAGCCACAUGGCCCACGUCCAGCAGGCCCACAUGCAGUCUGGGAUCGUGCCCUCUCACCAUCCCGCGCCCACCCACCCCCCCAUGAUGCUGAUGGCAACUCAAGGCCCCCCCGGAGGUCCACAACCCCCCAUGGCCCAGACUGCCCUCAACCCCAUUCCUGUGUCCUCCACUACACACUUCUCGUACCUGACACAUCCAGUGCAACACCAUCAGCAGCAGCUGUAGGCCGGUGUCAGGGCUCCACGGGACCUGCUCUGAGUGGGACGUCCUGCCCAGAGCCUUCAUCGAGAGGCCCCCUCCUUUUCCUCAUCAUCAGACAUGCCUCACAUCUGCUUCCCCCCCGACCCCCUCCCCAGACUAGGC